Molecule: messenger RNA, 1836 nt
Organism: Zychaea mexicana
Lineage: Eukaryota; Fungi; Mucoromycota; Mucoromycetes; Mucorales; Lichtheimiaceae
Product: Sec1-like protein
Exons: 9
Coding region: 1-1836 (611 amino acids)
Biological process (GO): intracellular protein transport; endoplasmic reticulum to Golgi vesicle-mediated transport
Cellular component (GO): Golgi membrane; cytosol
Molecular function (GO): syntaxin binding
Source: RefSeq, a predicted model, not a curated record
AUGCUUAAUUUGAAUGCUUCUAACUCGGAAGGAGCUUAUGAUGUCGCAAACACUACAACAACGUCAACCGAACUUCCUGGUGGUGUAUUAUGGAAAACUUUGAUUUUUGACAAGUUCGGCCAAGAUAUUAUCUCGUCUAUUAUGCGAGUCAAUGAUCUUCGCGAAAACGGCGUUACUGUUCAUAUGUUACUAUCCCAAGAUCGCUCAUCAUUACCCGACGUGCCAGCAGUUUACUUUGUCGAACCAACAUCCGAAAACGUGAAAAAGAUGUGCGAGGAUUUGCAACGUGGAUUAUACGACUCUUACUAUAUCAACUUUGCCUCUACGAUUCCACGUCCUAUUAUGGAAGAGCUUGCAUCCACGACGAUCGCAAACGAUACAUCGGAUCUUAUCAGUCAAGUCUAUGAUCAAUACCUCAACUUUGUGUGCACCAAUCCAGACGUCUUUUCAUUGAAUCAGUCAGAGGUGUUUGUCAAUUUGAAUAACCCGAGUGCGGCUGAGACCUUGAUUGAUGAAACUGUCGAUAAAACUGUCAAUGCAUUGUUUUCUGUUGUUGUCACAAUGGGUGUAAUUCCCAUUAUUCGGUGUCCACGCGGCAAUGCAGCUGAAAUGAUCGCCAACAAGCUGGAUAGCAAGUUACGUGAUCAUUUAAUGAACUCGCGCACUAAUUUGUUUUCGGAAAGCUCGUCCAGUCUGCAAAGACCUGUAUUGAUUCUGCUGGACAGAAAUAUGGAUCUGACACCCAUGCUUAGUCACUCGUGGACUUAUCAAUCACUCAUUCACGACGUACUGGAAAUGAAUCUGAACCGUAUCACUGUCGAUGUACGUCUUUUGAGGCCGGAAUCCUACGACAUCGAAAACAAAGACUUUUUCUGGAACAAGAAUGCCUCGAGUCCAUUUCCGCAAGUAGCCGAGGACAUUGAUAUUGAGCUGAACAAGUACAAGAAGGAUGCAGCUGAAAUUACACGCAUGAGCGGUGUGAGUUCAUUGGAGGAUGUCAGUCAGCUUGACCUAUCCAGUAACACCAAGACGCUUAAAUCUGCAAUUACUGCAUUACCGGAACUGACCGCACGAAAAGCGACCCUGGACAUGCACAUGAACGUGGCGACUGCGUUGUUGAAUAAGAUCAAAGAUCGGCAGUUGGAUACAUUCUUUCAGAUUGAAGAGAAUAUCACUCGACAGAAUAAGAGUAUAUUGUUGGAAGUCAUUUCAGAUCAAGAAAAGAAAGAUCCGGAAGACAAGAUGCGUCUUUUCCUGAUCUACUAUCUGUCAAUUACCGAGGAAAUCUCUCAAGAAGAUAUGGCUGGUUAUGAAAAGGCCUUGGAGGCAGCAGGAUGUGAUCUAGCACCUUUGAAUUAUAUCAAGAGAGUACGACAGCUGAUGCGCAUGACGUCCAUGAUUUCAUCGCCUACACCCGGUCAAGGUUCAGGCUUUUCCCAAAAUGACUUAUUCCGCGGCUUUAGCAGUAUUGGAAACAAGUUGACAGAUCGUUUGAAAGAAGGAGGAUUAGGUGGUGGAUUUGAAAACAUCUUAUCUGGUGUCAAGAACCUGCUUCCUGUGCGUAAAGAACUAGUUAUUAGCAAGAUCGUAGGAGAUAUCAUGACACCGCCCCAAAAUGAACCUUCAAAAGCAGAUGACUAUUUGUAUUUCGAUCCCAAGAUGAGCCGUAACUCACGGUCACCGCGUCAACACAAGACGGCGUUCCAAGAAGCCAUUGUGUUUGUCGUUGGCGGUGGAAACUAUGUUGAAUACCAAAACUUGCAAGAAAUUGCCACGGUAAAGAGUUCAGGAGAGAGGAGAAAAGAAACGAGGAGUUGUUUAGGGGGAGGGAGUUAG